Molecule: messenger RNA, 3504 nt
Organism: Apiotrichum porosum
Lineage: Eukaryota; Fungi; Basidiomycota; Tremellomycetes; Trichosporonales; Trichosporonaceae
Gene: SMC6
Product: Structural maintenance of chromosomes protein 6
Exons: 17
Coding region: 1-3504 (1167 amino acids)
Biological process (GO): double-strand break repair via homologous recombination
Cellular component (GO): nucleus; site of double-strand break; Smc5-Smc6 complex
Molecular function (GO): single-stranded DNA binding; damaged DNA binding
Source: RefSeq, a predicted model, not a curated record
AUGGCUCGUGAGAUGUCCAAGAGACGCUCAGAGUCGGAGGACCCCGCCAGUGGCGACGAAGAGGGGCGCCAUGUUGUCAAACGCGUCAAGCUCGAACGCAUGGAUGACGAUGAGCGUGCUCGGUUUGCGAACAUUGAGCGCGCACGCCGCGGGACUAGUGCCAACAGUCGCGGGCGUGAGAGCGAUGAAGACGAGGACAUGGAGGACGACCGCGACGCAUCAGACUCUGAUACCGACUUGGACGACGAUGCUGCCAACCUGCGCGCCAAGGCGAACGCAGAGAAGAAGAAGAGGAACAUGGGCUAUGGCUCGGUACCCGAAGCCGGCGUGAUCAAGGGCAUCCGCAUCGUCGACUUUAUGUGUCACAAGCACUUCUCGUACAACAGCUUUGGCCCAAAGAUCAACUUUAUUGUUGGUCACAACGGCAGUGGAAAGUCGGCCAUCCUCACUGCUCUCGCAGUCGCCCUUGGAGCCAAGGCCUCGGUCACUGGCCGUGGCCAAGGUGUCAAGGACAUGGUUGCUCGAGAGGCCGACAAAGCCAUCAUCACCCUCAUCCUUUCUAACAAGGGUUAUGACGCGUUUGAGCCUGAAAAGUACCCGGACCAGAUUGUCAUCGAGCGCUGGAUCGCCAAGAACGGUUCAUCUGGCUACAAGUUCCGGGCUACAGAGGAUGGCAAGAUUAUCACAACCAAGCGCGAAGAACUGAGCACCAUUUGCGCCCAUUUCAACAUCGAUAUCGACUCGCCUCUCACCCUCCUCACGCAAGACAAUGCCAAGACGUUCCUCGCGUCUACCGAUAACCGCAAGCUCUACGAGCUGUUUUUCAAGGGCACCAGUCUUCAGCAACUGGCCGACCAGUACACCCAGAUGGAUGCGACGCGGCGAAAGAUGGACUCGGACCUAGCGCGUGCGAGGGAGGGAAUCCCCAACCAGCGGGCAAAGGUGGAACGCCUGCAAAGCGACAUUCGGUCUGCCGAGCGGGCUCGCGAGCUCAAGGGAGAAAAGACCGAGUGUGAGAAAAAGCUGGCUUGGGCCUUUGUCAAGCGCAAGGAGAAGGAUACCCAAAAGCACCGUGACGAAGCCGAGCUCCUCACUACCAAAGUUCAGAAGGCGCAGGAGUCGAUCGACGAGAUCACAGUGAGUGCAUGUAGUACCAGCGAAGCUGACCUGCAGGCACAACUUGGACCCACUGAGCGCGAGAUUGGUGCUCUCAACGACGAGCUCAAUGAGCUCACAGAGCGCCGCAGACCUACCCAAGUGGCGUUGAAGAAGGCCAAGACCGAACUCCACAAAAGCCAGUUCAAAGCGAGCUUCAAUGAGGAUGAAAUGAAAGGUAUCAAGGAGGACGUCAAUCGCGUGCGCAAGGAGAUUGCCAACCUCGAGGGCCAAAUCGCUGCCCGCCAGCUUGGCCCCGACGCAACUCAAAACCCUCGUGAACGUGAGCUCCAGGAAAGGCGCAAGAAGCUUGAAGAGGGUCUCAGUUCGUUGCGCCGCCGUCUUCCUGAAGCAGAGCGAAAGGCCACGGACGCCGCCCAGGAGCUCGAUCGUGCCGAGGCCGAGUACACUGCGCUUGAGAGCCGUCGAGACGAUAUCCGAGUUCAGUUGGACCGGGCGAAGCAAUCUGCCGCGACACUUCAGCGCCAGUCUACCGAUCGCAUGGCUGUGUAUGGCCAGGGUUUCGAUAAAGUCAUGGCUAGGAUUCGGCAGGCGAGGUGGCACCAUUCCGAACCUCUGGGACCUCUUGGCCUGUACGUGCAGCUGGAAGACAUGCGGUAUCGAGAUGCCGCCCAUGCCACUCUCGGCCAACUGCUUUGUGGUUUUGCUGUUCGCGACCAUCGAGACAAGCAUACACUUCUCAACAUUCUCAAAGAGUGCAAGCAACACCAUGGAUUCCGAUCAGUGCUUGGUCCUAACUCUUUGCCCACCGUGUAUCAGCACACCAAUGAUAUGUUUGACUUUUCGGCUGGCGACUUGUCCCGUUCUAACGCUCAGUUCACAAACGAUGCUGCCCUCCGCAUCUUUGUCAACAUGGCCCACAUUGAGAGGCUCGGCGUAGCCCCUACCCAGCGCGAAGGCUAUAACGAAAUGAAGCGUGUGCUCGCUGAGACACGCCUUCCUCAAGUCACGUUCAUCAGUGCAGAUGGCUACACGCAGACGGGCAAAAGCAAUGGCUCCACUCAGUCUGGGCCGCUAGGUGACUGGAAGUCCAACCCUAUUUUCGUAAAGGAUGUCGCUACGGAGCUUGCCAACAUUCGCGAGAGAGUGAACACGAUGCAACCAGAGGCCGAUGCUGCGCUUCAACGUUGCGCUGAUCACGCGCGACACAGGCAAGGCCUUCAGACCGUCCUCGCCAAAGCCAACCAAACCGUCGAGCACCUCAACAAGGGUAUUCCACGCUUCAGGGGAGACAUCCAGAGGCUAGAGGAUGAGAUUGCCGAUCUCCAGCCAGCCAAUGGUGACUUUCUUGUGACCUUUAAGACCGAACGCGAAAAUGAACUUCACAACAUCGAGGUGCAGCUUCGGAUUUUGGAGGAGGCUCACAAGGAAGUUCUUCAAGAGAUUAGAACCGCGACCAAGACGGUGGAGGAAUUGGACGAAGAGCAGCAGCGCUUUGGUCCAGAGACUGAUGAGAAGCGAGCUGCCAUUCUUGUCCUUGCCGAGAAGCAGACCAAGGCCCAGAACGACAGGCAGUUCUACAGGAACUCGAGAGCACGCACGGAGAAGGAGCUGGAGGCCACUACCAACCUGAUCACAGAGUCGGAAGCGGAACUCGAGACAUGGACUACGCAGGCUCAGAACUUCUGCGACAGGAUCGACUCUGACAUGUCGGUCGAUGACCUGCACCGUCGCAUCAAAGCUCUGGAGAAGAGUAUUGCAGACGCAGCCAAGCAAAACAACAUCAACCUGGAUGACACUCUUGCAAAGUUCACCUCGGCCAAGGCCGCGCUCAAAACGAUGGAGGAUAGCACCAGGACUUUCCUGAAGCUCGUCCAUAUUCUGAAAGACGGCAUCCAGAUGCGCCAGGAAAAGUGGCAAGAACUCCGUCAACACUUGUCCGUCCGUGUUCGCACCGCCUUCAUUGAGUUUAUCAACAAGCGCGGCUUUGAAGGCCGACUCCUCUUUGACCACGACCAGCUCAGUCUUUCUAUUCUCGUUCAGACGACUGGUUUGCGUGAGACCCAGGCAUACUCCACCCAGGCACAGUUCAAGGCGCCCAUCAACCUCAGCGGUGGAGAGCGCUCAUACUCGACCAUUUCGUUCCUGCUGGCGCUGUGGAAUGUGGCGCCUACGACCAUCAGUUGCCUGGACGAGUGGGAUGUCUUCCUCGACAGCGCCAACCGCAGCGUCGCCGCCAACAUGCUGAUUGAAGGUGCCAAGCAGAGUGAUGGCAAGCAGUUUGUCCUCAUCACUCCCCUGGAUAUGGGCGGCGUCAACGUUAGCGGCAACCACAACCGUGUCAUCAAGCUCUCCGACCCGGAGCGUGGUCAACAGACUCUCUCGUAG